CCGCAAACCACGUGCACUUCACAAAGGCAGACGCUACACAGAAGGCGACAUUUUCAACGCAGGCAGCAGUGUGCUUCCUCGGUAUAAGUGCCAGGUGCUGACUGUCGUCUCUGCGUUGCUAGUGGGCCAUCCGCAUUCCAACUCCGUUCCGUUGCCCGAGCGCGACGCUCGCCGGUUGCGAUGAAUAUCAUAGAAUGGGCUUUCGGCAAGCGUAUGACGCCGGCAGAGCGUCUGCGCAAGCAUCAGCGCGCACUGGAAAAGACACAGCGUGAGCUUGAUCGCGAACGGACAAAGCUCGAGAACCAGGAAAAGAAGCUCGUGCAGGAUAUCAAAAAGAAUGCAAAGAAUGGCCAGAUGGGCGCUGUCAAGGUGCAGGCGAAGGACUUGGUGCGCACAAGGCGGUAUAUUCAGAAGUUCUACCAAAUGCGGACACAGUUGCAGGCGAUCAGUCUGCGAAUACAGACAGUACGAAGUAAUGAGCAGAUGAUGCAGAGCAUGAAAGGUGCAACACAGCUACUAGGCAGCAUGAACCGGCAGAUGAACCUCCCGGCUCUGCAGCGCAUAGCGAUGGAAUUUGAGAAGGAAAACGACAUCAUGGACCAGCGGCAGGAGAUGAUGGACGAUGCUAUUGACGAUGUCACGGGGUUAGAAGAUGAGGAGGAAGGCGAGGAGGUCGUGAACAAGGUGCUGGAUGAGAUAGGCGUGGAUCUGGGGCAAUCACUCGGUGAGACACCGCAAGGUUUGCAAAGCAGUGCUGUGGCAGACGGCAAGGUUGCACAAGCAAUCGGCGGUGGGGAUCCUGGGGACGAUGACUUGCAAGCCCGGCUUGAUAGUUUACGAAGAUGACGAAUUACGCUAUGCCAUAUCGAGCUCUCCUGUUGUAAGGUCGAUCCUCC
Molecule: messenger RNA, 896 nt
Organism: Baudoinia panamericana UAMH 10762
Lineage: Eukaryota; Fungi; Ascomycota; Dothideomycetes; Mycosphaerellales; Teratosphaeriaceae
Exons: 4
Coding region: 181-846 (221 amino acids)
Biological process (GO): endosome transport via multivesicular body sorting pathway; protein transport; late endosome to vacuole transport
Cellular component (GO): multivesicular body; ESCRT III complex
Source: RefSeq, a predicted model, not a curated record